AUGUCAUCAGAGAUAUUGUUCGAAAGCUCUGAGCUUCUCACGGAGGAGACGCGUCAGAAACUGUCUCACAGCACCCGGCUGCGUCAGCUGGAGGACGAGCAGAACAACCUGAAGGAGCAGCUGGAGGAGGAGGAGGAGGCCAAGAAGAACGUGGAGAAGCAGCUGAUGACCGUCCAGGCUCAGCUCCUGGAGAUGAAGAAGAGGGUGGAGACGGACGCUGGGUCUCUGGAGACGGCGGAGGAGGCGAAGAAGAGAUACCAGAGAGACCUGGAGGCUUCCAACCAGCGCAUGGAGGAGAAGUGCGCUGCCUUCGAGAAGCUCGACAAAACCAAGACUCGCGUUCAGCAGGAGCUCGACGACCUGCUGGUGGACCAGGACCACCUGCGGCAGAUCGUCUCCAACCUGGAGAAGAAGCAGAAGAAGUUUGACCAGAUGCUGGCAGAGGAGAAGAACAUCUCUGCUCGUUACGCAGAGGAGCGAGACAAAGCUGAAGCCGAGGCCCGAGAGAAGGAGACCCGAGCUCUGGCUCUGACCCGAGAGCUGGACACUCUGAUGGACGUCAAGGAGGAAACGGACCGCAACAACAAGCUGCUGCGCGCCGAGAUGGAGGACCUCGUCUCCUCCAAGGACGACGUCGGAAAGAGCGUGCACGAGCUGGAGAAGGCGAAGCGUGCGAUGGACCAGCAGCUGGAGGAGAUGAGGACGCAGCUGGAGGAGCUGGAGGACGAGCUGCAGGGCACGGAGGACGCCAAGCUGCGCCUGGAAGUCAACAUGCAGGCCAUGAAGGCUCAGUACGAGAGGGACCUGUCCGGGAAGGACGAGAUGGGCGAGGAGAAGAAGAGAGCGCUCGUCAAACAGGUGCGUGAGAUGGAGAUGGAGCUGGAGGACGAGAGGAAGCAGCGUUCUGCAGCCGUGGCCUCCAGGAAGAAGCUGGAGCUGGACCUGAAGGAGCUGGAGGCCGGCAUCGACAUGGCCAACAAGAACCGAGACGAAGCCCUGAAGCAGCUGAAGAAACUGCAGGCCCAGAUGAAGGAUCUGAUCCGGGAGCUGGAGGACACUCGCAUGUCCCGAGAGGAGAUCCUGGCUCUGAGCAAAGAGACGGAGAAGAAGCUGAAGGGCAUGGAGGCCGAGAUGCUGCAGAUGCAGGAGGAGCUGGCGGCUGCAGAGAGAGUUAAGAGGCAGGCGCAGCAGGAGAGAGACGAGCUGCAGGACGAGAUCAACAGCCAGGCCAGCAAGAAGUAA
Messenger RNA from Notothenia coriiceps (black rockcod), 1242 nucleotides. Its product is annotated as myosin-9-like. NCBI's taxonomy places the organism in Eukaryota, Metazoa, Chordata, Actinopteri, Perciformes, Nototheniidae. The coding region runs from base 1 to 1242 and encodes 413 amino acids. The record is from RefSeq and is a predicted model, not a curated record. The transcript has 8 exons. Gene Ontology annotation, cellular component: myosin complex; bicellular tight junction.